This is a messenger RNA of Vicia villosa (hairy vetch), 3676 nucleotides long. RefSeq names its product proteinaceous RNase P 2-like. Lineage: Eukaryota; Viridiplantae; Streptophyta; Magnoliopsida; Fabales; Fabaceae. The transcript is spliced from 2 exons. Bases 1628 to 3547 code for a protein of 639 amino acids. Gene Ontology annotation, molecular function: nucleic acid binding; zinc ion binding; ribonuclease P activity. Gene Ontology annotation, biological process: tRNA 5'-leader removal. The record is from RefSeq and is a predicted model, not a curated record. Gene Ontology annotation, cellular component: mitochondrion.
CAAUUGCACAGGGGGGCCGAUUUUCUAUUCCCCGUAGAUUCUCAUCCGAGGCCAAUUUCCAUCCACAAUCUACACUUCACGUACAAAAAAAAAACAUAACCUGCACUGUACACACAAACUCCCCAACCAUUAUCUCUACACCAAAACAAUUCAUAAAAUAAACCAAUAUCUUAUUUAACUUGUCAACUUUUCAAAGCUUUCAUCAAAAGAAGAACGAGAAACAGAACCGCACAAAUCGUCGGACCGCGAUGAAUGCAGCACCACACUAAACAACCGUGCGGCCACCUCCCAAUCGGACCUCCCAACGCCGCCUUGCUCGCCCAACCGUCAUCCAAAUCGCACUCCGCACGGACAGAUUUUCGGUCGCGAUCCGCAGAAGCAAAUCCGGAAAUAUAUAUAAAGAGUACGCAUAAUUCAGCGCUCAGAAGUUGUAACUCAAAUGGUUCAGCAUGCAACAUCAGAACAUGGUCUGGCAAGACAUCAGAAGAUGGUCGAAGCAGAAUCAGAACAUGGGUCUAUGGAAGCAUCAGAAGAACAUGAGAUCAGAAUCACUGAAGAUCAGAAGAUGGUAUCACGCUCAGAAGCACUUCAAGGUCAGAAGAUCAGAAGAUGCUAUGCACCAAGCUGUUUUGACUCUGAUGAUAUUCAAACGUCGUAUUCACAAACAUCAGAUCAGAAGGAAGUACAGGUGGCAGACUACGCUGACUGACAAAAGGAACGUUAAAAGCUACUAAAGGCUACGUCAGUAGACACAGCGUGAACAAGGCUCGAGGUAGUUGACAAAAGCGUAUAACAUUAAGUGCAAUGCUGUACGGAACACGCAAAGCAUUAAAUGCAUUCAACGGUCAUCUUCUCAAACGCCUAUAAAUAUGAAGUUCUGAUGAGAAGCAAGGUUAACGAUUCUGCACCAAAACAACUUAUAUCAAACUUGCUGAAACGCUGUUCAAAUCUAAACUCAGAAUCUUCAUCAAAUCAACUCACUACAUUGCUGUUGUAAUAUAUUAGUGAGAUUAAGCUUAAACGUUAAGAGAAAUAUCACAGUUGUGAUUAUCGCUUUUAAGAAGCAUUUGUAAUACUCUUAGAAUUACAUUAAGUUGUAAGGAACUAGAGUGAUCAGUGUGAUCAGUAUACUCUAGGAAGUCUUAGCAGUUGGCUGAGCAGUUUGUAACUAGAGUGAUCGUGUUGAUCAGAAUACUCUAGGGAAGUCUUAGGAGUGAACUAAGCCUAGAGUGAUCGUGUUGAUCAGUAGACUCUAGAAAAGUCUUAGAGGGUAUCUAAGCAGUUGUUCCUGGAGUGAUCAGUGUGUGAUCAGAAGACUCUGGAAGACUUAGUUGCGGACUAAGUGGAAAACCAUUGUAAUCCGUGCGAUUAGUGGAUUAAAUCCUCAGGUUGAGGUAAAUCAUCUCUGCGGGGGUGGACUGGAGUAGCUUCGUUAACAGCGAACCAGGAUAAAAAUAAUUGUGCAAUUUAUUUUUAUCGUCCAAGUUUUAAAGUCACACUUAUUCAAUCCCCCCCUUUCUAAGUGUUUUUCUAUCCUUCAAUUGGUAUCAGAGCGCCGGUUCUAAGGUGCAAGCACUUAACCGUGUUUAGAAAAGAUUCAGGAAGAGAAAAACGCUUCAUUUAAAAGAUGGUUGAUGAAAGUGAAAAGUCUACAUCUACACCUGCAUCUACAUCUGGCUCUGCUGAGCAAUACAACGGUAACAAUGGUUAUACUAGACCGCCGGUAUUUGAUGGUGAAAACUUUGAAUACUGGAAAGAUAAACUGGAAAGUUACUUUCUGGGUCUAGAUGGUGAUCUAUGGGAUCUUCUAAUGGAUGGUUACAAACAUCCAGUAAAUGCCAGUGGCGUGAAGCUGUCAAGGCAAGAAAUGAAUGAUGAUCAAAAGAAGCUUUUCAGGAAUCAUCAUAAAUGUAGAACUGUUUUGCUGAAUGCUAUCUCUCAUGCUGAGUAUGAGAAGAUAUCUAACAAGGAAACGGCCUAUGACAUAUAUGAGUCCUUGAAAAUGACUCAUGAAGGAAAUGCUCAAGUCAAGGAGACAAAAGCUCUUGCCUUAAUCCAGAAGUAUGAAGCCUUCAAGAUGGAGGAUGAUGAAGACAUUGAAAAGAUGUUUUCAAGAUUUCAAACUCUUACUGCUGGAUUGAGAGUUCUUGACAAGGGAUACACCAAGGCUGAUCACGUAAAGAAGAUCAUCAGAAGCUUACCCAGAAGAUGGGGUCCUAUGGUGACUGCAUUCAAGAUUGCAAAGAAUCUGAAUGAAGUUUCUCUGGAAGAGCUGAUCAGUGCCUUGAGAAGCCAUGAAAUUGAGCUGGAUGCAAAUGAGCCUCAAAAGAAAGGUAAGUCUAUUACAUUAAAAUCAAAUAUCAAGAAAUGCACUAACGCUUUUCAGGCCAGAGAAGAAGAUCCUGAGGAAUCAGAAUCUGAAGAAGAAGAUGAACUAUCCCUGAUCUCCAGAAGGCUAAAUCAACUCUGGAAGACCAAGCAAAGGAAGUUCAGAGGCUUCAGAAGUUCAAGGAAAUUUGAACGUGGAGAAUCUUCUGAUGAAAGAAGAUUUGACAAGAAGAAGGUCAUGUGCUAUGAAUGCAAUGAGCCUGGACACUACAAGAAUGAAUGUCCAAAUCUUCAGAAGGAAAGUCCCAAGAAAAAGUUUCAUAAGAAGAAAGGUCUUAUGGCAACCUGGGAUGAGUCAGAAGAUGAUUCAGAAGAUGAGCAGGCUAACUGUGCGCUGAUGGCGACAGAAGAUGACGGAUCAGAAUCUACAUCAGAAUCAGAUUCUGAAGAGGUAUUUUCUGAACUUACUAGAGAUGAGUUAGUUUCCGGUCUAACUGAACUUCUGGAACUCAAGUCUCAGAUUAGUCUCAAAUACAAAAAGCUGAAAAAGCAAUUUGAAUUUGAAACAAAGAAGCUUGAGUUGGAAAAUUCUGAAUUAAAAGACAAACUUUUAAAAUUAUCCAAUGAUGUUGGAUCUCCUUCUAAUUCAGAAAAAUCCACUCCUAGUCUAAACCAUAUUCUGAAAGAAUAUGAUUUAAGUUUCAGGAAGUUCUUAUCUAGAAGUAUUGGCAGAAGUCAGCUAGCUUCUAUGAUAUAUGCUGUGUCUGGAAACAAAAGAGUUGGCAUUGGUUUUGAGGGUGAAACCCCAUACAAACUUGAACCUGUUGAUGAAAUGAAAAUUACAUACAAGCCAUUGUAUGAUCAGUUCAAGUAUGGCCACUCUCAUGAUAUUAGGCACACUUCACAUGCACAAAGUUUUCACAUAACACACACCAAGAAGCAUGUGACACAACCUAGGAAAUAUCAUGAAACUCACAUUAAAAAUUAUCAUGCUGUUCCUCCUAUUGCUUAUAAUGUUAAACCCAAGUUCAAUCAGAACUUGAGGAGAACUAACAAGAAAGGACCCAAGAAAAUGUGGGUACCUAAGGACAAGAUUAUUCCUAUUGCAGAUAUCCUUGGCUGCAAGAAGGACAAAGCACAACAUGUCAUGGUACCUGGACUCUGGAUGCUCACGACACAUGACAGGAAGAAGGUCUAUGUUCCAAGACCUGGUGCUUAAGUCUGGAGGAGAAGUCAAGUUUGGAGGAGAUCAGAAGGGCAAGAUAAUUGGCUCUGGAACUAUAAAGUCUGGUAACUCUCCUUCCAUUUCUAAUGUACUUCUUGUAGAAGGAUUAACUCAUAACCUUUU